UCUCUCGCUACACAUGGCUCGUCGUCGUUUCAGCUACGCGUGGGGGCCUUCUCUCUAACACUUUCAAGUUUCUUCGAAAUCAAGUAUCCGAAACUUAAUGUCUCUCUCUCGCUACACAUGGCUCGUCGUCGUUUCAGCUACGCGUGGGGGCCUUCUCUCUAACACUUUCAAGUUUCUUCGAAAUCAAGUAUCCGAAACUUAAUGUCUCUCUCUCGCUACACAUGGCUCGUCGUCGUUUCAGCUACGCGUGGGGGCCUUCUCUCUAACACUUUCAAGUUUCUUCGAAAUCAAGUAUCCGAAACUUAAUGUCUCUCUCUCGCUACACAUGGCUCGUCGUCGUUUCAGCUACGCGUGGGGGCCUUCUCUCUAACACUUUCAAGUUUCUUCGAAAUCAAGUAUCCGAAACUUCCAGAUACACGCUAACUAUCCCAGAAAAGAGAACAAAGAAAUCUCCUGUUUCCCUUUUUUUGUUAAUUCUCUUCUUCCGAUUUGGUCUUCACUUUUAUACCCAAAUCAAAUCGAUUGAUUUCAUUUGAAGAUUAGUAAAGUUCACUGGGUUCUUUGUUUGAUGUUCUAAGAAGGGCUCUGUUGUUUCCAAGAUGGGCAGUAGUUGUUUGGCUUGUUUUGAUAAGUCAAAAGCAACAACAACUGUAGAUGUGCCUUUGAAUGGCUCGAAAGAUGUGUUAGUAGAAGAAGAUUGGAGUGAACUGAGGAACCCUAGUGUAGCUUCUGAAGAUUUCUGGACAAACACCACUUUAGAUAUGGAAAGCAAUGCUUUGGGAAGUGUUUCUUCGAUUAGUACAACGAAUCUGACUGUUGAUUCUCAAGGAUGUGGUUCUAGCUCUAAUGAACCUGCUGAGUUUGUUAACCAUGGUCUUGUUCAAUGGAAUCAAACUCGGCAGCAAUGGUUGGGGGAUAAAAGAUCCAAGAACCGCAAAAGAGUUGUUCAAGAACCGAUACUGAAUGAGAAUGUGACUUAUGAGAGUCUACUUGGGAGCAACAAGCGGUUUCCUCGGCCUAUACCUCUCGAUGAAAUGGUACAGUUUCUGGUUGAAGUUUGGGAAGAAGAGGGUCUAUACGGCUGAAAGAUACAUGUUCACAUUCAUGUUGGACAAAACCUCUCUUUUGUACUUGUUACUUAUAACACAAAUUCAGAUUCUUUGUCUAUAAAACUGAAGAAUUUGUAAAGAAAGCUGAUGGAGACAUUAUAUAACCAAAACAGAGUUUGGUUACACUA
Camelina sativa (false flax) is the source of this 1237-nucleotide messenger RNA. RefSeq lists its product as uncharacterized. Lineage: Eukaryota; Viridiplantae; Streptophyta; Magnoliopsida; Brassicales; Brassicaceae. The record is from RefSeq and is a predicted model, not a curated record.